AUGCCGGGACCCGAGCCGCAGGACUGUGAGGGGGCGGGGCCAGGUUCUGGUGUGCGGGUCCUUGUUACCGGGGCGACAGGGCUGUUGGGGCGGAGCCUGUGUCGACAGCUCCGUAGCGACGGAUGGAUCGUCAUAGCGACGGGCUUCAGCCGCGCCUCUCCCAGAAUGCACCAGUGCGACCUGACGAGCGAAGAGCAGGUGCAGCGGCUGGUGCGGACACACAAGCCGGAGGUGGUUGUACACUGUGCCGCUGAGCGCCGUCCGGACGUCGUGGAGCGAGCGUCUGACUCCGCUCUCAACCUGAACGUGCACGCCACCGCCACGCUCGCCAAGGAGGCAGCGACCUGCGGGGCCUUCCUGGUUUACAUCAGCACUGACUAUGUUUUUGACGGAAGAAAUCCUCCGUACGGAGAAGACGACUCCCCCAACCCCCUCAACCUGUACGGGAGGAGCAAGAGGGAGGGGGAAAGGGAGGUGCAGAGGCACUGCCCAGACUGUGUGAUCUUGAGGGUCCCUAUCCUCUUUGGGGAGGUGCAGAGGGUGGAGGAGAGUGCAGUCACGUCCCUCUGGUCCUCAGUCCUGGACCAGUCUCAGACCUGGUCUCUGGACCAUGUGCAGCAGCGCUUCCCGACCGACGUGAGAGAUGUGUCCAGAGUCAUCAGCAACAUCUGCAGCCGGCGACAACAGGACCCGUCUCUCUGUGGUGUGUUCCACUUCUCGGGGAAAGAGCAGAUGACCAAAUAUGAGAUGAGCAAAUCCAUCGCAGAGGCCUUCGAGCUGCCGAGCAACCACAUCGUCCCGGUGACAGACCCCGCCCCCUCCUCUGGCCCCGCCUCUCGCCCUUUGAACUCUCGUUUGAAUUGUUCUCGGUUGGAGCUGAUUGGUCUGAGCGUGGAGCCCCGCCCCUUCAGAGUCGCCAUCUUGGAUUCACUGUGGCCGUUUACACCGGACAAGAAGUGGAGGCAGACGGUGUUCCACUAG
Knipowitschia caucasica is the source of this 981-nucleotide messenger RNA. The record is from the annotation of a GenBank genome assembly. NCBI's taxonomy places the organism in Eukaryota, Metazoa, Chordata, Actinopteri, Gobiiformes, Gobiidae.